Messenger RNA from Pygoscelis adeliae (Adelie penguin), 2006 nucleotides. RefSeq names its product 3-hydroxymethyl-3-methylglutaryl-CoA lyase (gene HMGCL). Gene Ontology annotation, molecular function: hydroxymethylglutaryl-CoA lyase activity. The transcript has 9 exons. The record is from RefSeq and is a predicted model, not a curated record. The coding region runs from base 1 to 1026 and encodes 341 amino acids. NCBI's taxonomy places the organism in Eukaryota, Metazoa, Chordata, Aves, Sphenisciformes, Spheniscidae. Gene Ontology annotation, biological process: L-leucine catabolic process; ketone body biosynthetic process.
AUGGCGUUGGACAGACUCGGGGCUGGUGGGAGACUGAACAGAGUUAGCAUGGGGCAGUUAAGAGGACCUGCUUCGGGGUGUCAGGCCAGGCCACGUGGCACCCAGGUCAGCGCCGCGGCGGCGGCCGGAGCCUUCCCGAAGCGUGUGAAGGUGGUGGAGGUGGGGCCGCGCGACGGGCUGCAGAACGAGAAGAAUGUUGUGCCGACACCGGUGAAAAUCAGUUUAAUCAAUAUGCUGUCAGAGACGGGGCUUCAGGUUAUAGAGGCCACCAGCUUUGUUUCCCCCAAAUGGGUUCCUCAGAUGGCUGACCAUACUGAAGUCAUGCAAGGAAUUAAUAAGUUGCCUGGUAUUAGUUACCCUGUGCUGACCCCUAAUCUGAAAGGAUUUCAGGCAGCGGUGGCAGCAGGGGCCAAAGAAGUGUCGAUCUUCGGAGCAGCAUCUGAGCUCUUCACUAAGAAGAACAUCAACUGUUCCAUAGAGGAGAGUCUGGAGAGAUUCGAUGAAGUGAUGACCGCAGCGAGAGCGGCCAGCAUUCCUGUCCGGGGAUACGUUUCCUGUGUCCUUGGAUGUCCCUAUGAAGGGAAGAUUUCUGCAGCUAAAGUUGCAGAGGUCUCGAAGAAGAUGUACUCGAUGGGAUGCUACGAGAUUUCCCUCGGUGACACCAUUGGCAUCGGGACCCCGGGGAGCAUGAGAGAGAUGCUGACAGCAGUCAUGAAAGAGGUGCCGGUUGGGGCUCUUGCUGUUCACUGCCACGACACCUACGGGCAAGCUCUUGCCAACAUCUUGGUAGCGCUUCAGAUGGGCGUGAGCGUGGUUGAUGCUUCCGUCGCUGGCCUUGGAGGCUGCCCCUAUGCCCAGGGAGCUUCGGGAAACGUUGCUACGGAGGACUUGGUGUACAUGCUGAAUGGCCUGGGCAUCCACACGGGUGUGGAUCUGCAGAAGCUGAUGGACACGGGCACGUUUAUUUGCAACGCUCUCAACAGACGAACCAAUUCCAAAGUGUCCCAGGCGUCUUGCAGACUGUGAUACUGAAAUCGAGUUUCUCCUUGGAUCAAGAAGAAAGCAAGGAUCCGGCGUUGGCCGGGUUGCCCUCCGUUCUGCUGCCUCUGAUCUUCAGUGCUCCUUCCAGGCUCAGCGCUUGAGAGGAAACGCAUAAUCCACCAGAAUCUGUGAAGAAAUGAAAAAAUUAAAAAAAAAAAAAAAGAGAGAACGCUGUAUUCAGCCUUGAAGACGUUAGCCGUUUGCCUUAGAGAAGGGAGGACGCGGAGGGGCUGAGGGAGAAGCAGCGGACGCACCGCUUGCCUUCUCGCAGAGAGCCGCAGUCUGAGCACCAGCUCAGAACCCCGUCCGGUGACUUCUGCCUCGAGAGUCCGUUGCCGUAAACUACCAGCAAAGGAUAAACCAGAGCUUUUCCAGGCAGAGCGCUUCUCCAGGCCAGGCUUGACCCUUCUUCCCUUCUCUCUCCUGGCUGCAAACGUUAAGACUGAAAUCGAAAGGCUCCCCUUCGUCGUUCAAGUGUCAGGGGGCAGCCUUGGACCUCCUGCAUUUAGGGACUGUAGCAAAGGACUGUAUCUGUUGUAGGAUACUUCUAAAUACUAGGAGUAAUAAACACAUUAUUUAAUAGUCUAAACUAUUAGAAAUUUGGUUUAACUGAACCACUUAAGGAGCUCUUGCUGCUGGUUUGGUUCCAAGUGCCUCUUCUGCCAGCUCUCAAUGUGGAAACGCUGCAUCAUCGUGGGCUUAUUCUGUACGCACGUGUACCCCUCACGGUAGACAGGUCCGAGGGCGGUCUCCCCUUAUCUCCUAUUUAAAAUAAUUUAUUUAAUAGUUUGUUUGCGAGACUGGAGACAAGUGCAGGAACCUUGUCCUUCCGUGGGCUGGGCCUGGUUCCUAGCCGCGGUCGGUGCCUUUCUCUGACUGUCCCGGCGUGCUGGAUGCGGGACCGGCCCUCCGGGUCUCUCCACGUCACUUAAAUGAGCUGUAACAGUUAAAUAAACCGUUAACGC